This is a messenger RNA of Lasiosphaeria miniovina, 2991 nucleotides long. RefSeq names its product putative calcium P-type ATPase. Gene Ontology annotation, biological process: intracellular calcium ion homeostasis; calcium ion transmembrane transport. The coding region runs from base 1 to 2991 and encodes 996 amino acids. The record is from RefSeq and is a predicted model, not a curated record. The transcript has 3 exons. Gene Ontology annotation, molecular function: P-type calcium transporter activity; ATP hydrolysis activity; ATP binding. Gene Ontology annotation, cellular component: membrane. NCBI's taxonomy places the organism in Eukaryota, Fungi, Ascomycota, Sordariomycetes, Sordariales, Lasiosphaeriaceae.
AUGGAGACUCCGUUUGCAAAGUCGGUUCACCAAGUUUUCGGCGCUCUAGGCACCAACCCUGCCACGGGCUUGACCGACGAACAAGUGCACCAGGCGCGAAAUGUGUACGGCAAGAACGCUAUUCCCGACGAACCACCCACGCCGCUUUGGGAGCUCAUCCUCGAGCAGUUCAAGGACCAGCUUGUCAUCAUCCUCUUAGGCUCUGCCGUUGUCUCCUUUGUUUUGGCGCUUUUUGAGGAGGGCGGCGGAUGGAGCGCAUUCGUUGACCCGGCCGUCAUUCUCACCAUCUUGAUCCUGAAUUCCGUCGUGGGAGUUUCCCAGGAGAGCAGUGCCGAAAAGGCCAUCGCUGCCCUGCAGGAAUACUCUGCAAACGAGGCAAACGUGUUGCGCAAUGGCCACAUCUCCCGCGUCAAGGCCGAGGAGCUGGUGCCGGGCGACAUCGUUGACAUUGCCGUGGGCGCUCGCAUUCCCGCCGAUUGCAGGCUGGUUGCCAUUGAGAGCAACAGCUUCGCUGUAGAUCAGGCCAUCCUUACCGGAGAGAGCGAAAGCGUCGGUAAAGACAGUGACGUUGUCCUGUCUGACGAAAUGGCAGUUCUGCAGGAUCAGACCAACAUGCUCUUCUCUGGAACCACUGUCGUGACUGGACACGCCAAGGCCGUCGUGGUCCUGACUGGCUCGAACACCGCCAUUGGCGAUAUACACGAGAGCAUCACCGCCCAGAUCUCCGAGCCAACACCCCUGAAACAAAAGCUCAACGAUUUUGGUGACAAGCUUGCCAAAGUCAUUACCGUCAUCUGCAUCCUUGUCUGGCUCAUCAACAUUCCCAAUUUCAGCGAUCCCAGCCAUGGCAGCUGGACCAAGGGCGCCAUCUACUACCUCAAAAUCGCCGUCUCCCUUGGCGUUGCCGCUAUUCCCGAGGGUCUUGCUGUCGUUAUCACCACUUGCCUGGCACUGGGGACCCGGAAAAUGGCCGCUAAGAACGCUGUCGUCAGAAGUCUACCCUCUGUGGAAACCUUGGGAAGCUGCAGUGUUAUCUGCUCCGACAAGACCGGCACUCUGACUACCAACCAGAUGAGCGUCAACAAGAUUGUAUACAUCAACCAGAGUGGCUCUGAUCUCGAAGAGCUUGAUGUUGAGGGAACCACAUUUGAGCCAAAGGGGGCCAUCAAGUCGCAGGGCAAGGCUGUGACCGACAUUGUCCAGAAGUCCGCAACGAUACUCCAAAUGGCCGAGGUCGCCGCUCUCUGCAACGAUGCUCACCUUGACUACCACCCUCAUUCCGCAACUUUCUCCAAUGUCGGUGAGGCCACCGAAGGUGCACUACGGGUCAUGGUUGAGAAAAUUGGACCCUGUGCCCCAGCAAACUGCCAACCCCAAGGUCGUGUCCACUACGCCAGCGCCUGGUACGAGAGCAAGUACAAACGACUUGCUACUUAUGAGUUCUCGCGUGAUCGCAAGAGCAUGUCUGUACUUGUCGAGGGCGGAGGCAAAAAGAAGCUGUUUGUGAAGGGGGCACCGGAGUCACUCAUUGAGCGUUGCACCCAUGCCCUCCUCGGCCCUAAUGGAAAGAAAAUUCUGUUGGAUCGCAAGCUAUCUCAGAUUCUCCUGAAGGAAGUCGUUGAUUACGGCAACCGAGGACUCCGCGUUAUCGCUUUGGCCAGCCAUGAUGAUGUCUCCGGCAACUCCCUUCUCCAUACCGCCAAAUCCACUUCUGAAUAUGCCUCUUUGGAGCAAAAUCUUACCUUCCUCGGCCUCGUCGGAAUGCUUGAUCCUCCUCGACCGGAGGUUCCUGCUUCGAUCAAAAAGUGCAGAGAGGCUGGUAUCCGGGUCAUUGUUAUCACUGGCGAUAAUCGCAAUACGGCGGAGAGUAUCUGCCGCCAGAUCGGCAUUUUUGGGCAGAAGGAGGACCUCACUGGUAAAAGCUUCACUGGCCGCGAGUUCGACAGCCUCAGCCCUAGCGAACAGCUUGAGGCCUCCAAGACUGCGUCUCUCUUUUCUCGUGUCGAGCCUAGUCACAAGUCGAAGCUUGUCGACCUCCUCCAGUCUCUUGGAGAAGUUGUUGCCAUGACUGGUGAUGGUGUGAAUGACGCGCCUGCUCUCAAGAAGUCCGACAUUGGCGUCGCCAUGGGUUCGGGCACUGACGUGUCCAAGCUUGCGGCCGACAUGGUCCUGGCUGACAAUAACUUUGCCACCAUCGGACUCGCCAUUGAGGAAGGCCGGUCGAUCUACAACAACACCCAGCAAUUCAUUCGGUACCUAAUCUCAUCCAAUAUCGGCGAGGUCGUGUCCAUCUUUUUGACCGCCGCAUUGGGAAUGCCCGAGGCCUUAAUCCCUGUCCAGCUUCUAUGGGUUAACCUCGUCACCGAUGGUCUUCCCGCGACAGCAUUGUCAUUCAACCCGCCAGACCAUGAUAUCAUGAAGCGCCAACCGAGAAAGCGGGACGAACCGCUGAUUGGCGGGUGGCUCUUCUUCCGGUAUCUCGUCAUUGGAACCUACGUUGGGCUUGCCACGGUCGCCGGAUACGCCUGGUGGUUUAUGUUCUACUCGGAGGGCCCCCAGAUUACCUUUCAACAGCUCUCGAACUUCCACCGCUGCUCCACCGAGUUCCCGGAGACUGGCUGCGAGAUGUUCAGCAAUGACAUGGCCAAGGCCGGCUCGACCAUCUCGCUUUCGAUACUCGUCACCAUUGAGAUGUUCAACGCCAUGAACGCUCUGUCGUCAAGCGAGUCUCUCCUGACCCUCCCCGUGUGGGAUAACAUGAUGCUUGUGUAUGCUAUUGCCUUGUCGAUGGCAUUGCACUUUGCGCUGCUCUACACCCCUGUCCUCCAGACGCUGUUCUCUAUCUUGCCUCUCAACUGGACCGAAUGGAAGGCAGUUGUUAUCAUCAGCGCGCCUGUGAUUCUCAUCGACGAGGUGUUGAAGUUUUUCGAGCGCAUGUUCUUCGUUCAAGACGCUGCGAGUGUGGUUUCGCAGGACAAAAAAGAACAAUAG